Molecule: messenger RNA, 5997 nt
Organism: Seriola aureovittata
Lineage: Eukaryota; Metazoa; Chordata; Actinopteri; Carangiformes; Carangidae
Gene: fibcd1b
Product: fibrinogen C domain containing 1b
Exons: 8
Coding region: 887-2401 (504 amino acids)
Source: RefSeq, a predicted model, not a curated record
UUCGGGUAGCCGUGGAAUAGGAGGGUCCACGGUGCGGUGCAAGUGAAGUAGAAGGCGGGGUGGCAGUGGCACAGCAGUCGAGGGCAGGCGGGCACAGGGAAGGAACGCUCGCUUGGAGCGCGCCGCGCGUACUGAAGGGACGCGUUGAUUGACAGUCGGAGGCACGGAGCGCCCCGCGCUGCACACAAGCGGAGCUCGCUAAUCUCCUCGUACCAGUCUUCUCGAAGGCAUCUCUGUGAAAUACCAGCCAGAUCAGUCUGACGCAAAUGAGGGAGGCUCUAUCCAUCCCGUGGGCUCGGUGUCGGAGUCUUCUCACCGAAUAAACGAGAGAAAUAAAGGACGCGGCAGCUCUGCGACCCUAUCCCAUCCUGUCUUUACCUGUGCAGUCAUAAGUGGUCACAGUGUGGGCUGACCUGGCGUCUCAAACUCUCCUGGCUGAACGAAAAGGUCGGGUGGCACUUUGCAAUCUGAGUCAAAGAAGAUUUUCUCGAUUUCUUCUUGUGGAGUAAAAGGACUGCGCCCGGUGCUUUCGGGGUCGUUUUGGGCUUAAUUUUUCCAGUCCAAUGUAACUGUGAUGCGUUUGAGAGUCCAGUUACAAAGCCUGGAGCCUGUUAACACUCCUUUUUUAAAUUCUUUUAAGUGGAAUAACGGCCAGAUAGUCGGGAGACUCUCGGCAGGAAUUUAAGUUCCAUUUUGGUGCGUAAUUUGUGCGGUGUGUGCGGUGGCUGAGUCGCAGAAGUAGUUGUGCCUUCCUUCCUUUUUUUACGUUGAAUACCCCAUUUUUCCAUGGAGUAGGCUAAAUCACUGAUAAAGACUUAAAAAGCGCGGGUUUAUUCUCUGUCGCCUGGAACAAACAGGCGGAUCUGAUGCGCAGAUUCUCCGUAGGAUGGUAAAUGACCGAUGGGGAACCAUGAACAGCUCUUCUGAACUCGAAGAUGGGACUCGGCAUAAAAACCAGACGUUCUGUGAGUGUGUACCCAGCUCCUCCCAGCUCAAACAUCGCUGGUCAGACUCAGAAACUGCCAGGGAGACCCCGGCCAAGGUAAGGCCCCGUCAGCACAACGUGUACAUGUCCACACAGAGGAUGAGCUGCAGCUACCUGCUCUGCACUAUCCUGCUCUUCGUGGCCGUCUUGCUGGCUGUUACCGUCACCGGCACCAUCCUUUUUAUGAAUCACUACCAGGCCCCGCCUAUGUCUGACGGCCUCCCCCACAUCUCUACCAAUCAAGAUGAAGCUAACGCCCUGGUCACUGUUGAGAGAGGAGAUGGCUCUCGCAUCAACAUCUUCAUUGACCCAAACUGUCCCGACUAUAACAGUAACUUUUUGCGGCUGGAGGGUGUGCAGACUUCACUGCUCCACUCGCUAACCGACCACGACUCUGACCUGAAGUCAGUGAAAGGCCAGGAUCGAGCUCUGCUUGUCAGUCUGGCCGAGGAGGUGGCCAAGCUGUCAGCUCAUGCAGGGCAACUGAAAAUGGACUAUGAGUCCCUACGCAGGGGGCAAGGCAGCCUGGGGCAAGACCUUAACACACUGCAGACUGAGCAGGGACGUCUCAUACAGCUGCUGUCAGACAGCCAGAUCAACAUGGUGAAGGUAGUGAACUCAGUGAGUGAUGCGCUUAAUGCCAUGCAGAAGGAGAAUGUGGGCCUGAAGGCGCGUGUCAAGGCCGACUUGCAGAGGGCACCAGUCAGAGGGGCCCGUUUCAAGGGCUGCUCCAAUGGCUCACGUCCCCGUGACUGCGGUGAUCUGUACGCCAGUGGUCAGAGAGAGGAUGGCAUCUACUCCGUGUUUCCUGUGCACCACCCCGCAGGCUUCCAGGUCUACUGUGACAUGACCACAGAUGGAGGAGGCUGGACAGUGAUCCAGCGCAGGGAGGACGGCUCUGUCAACUUCUUCAGAGGAUGGGAGUCCUAUCGGGAGGGAUUUGGCAAGAUCACGGGUGAACACUGGCUUGGCCUGAAGCAGAUCCAUGCCCUGUCCAUCCAGGGGAACUAUGAGCUACGUAUCGACUUGGAGGACUUUGAAAAUAGCACUGCUUAUGCCCAGUAUGGUACCUUUGGAGUGGGCCUCUUUUCAGUGGACCCUGAUGAUGAUGGAUACCCUUUGACUGUAGGAGACUAUUCUGGCAAUGCAGGUGACUCUCUACUGAAGCACAACGGGAUGAAAUUCACCACCAAAGACCGGGAUAACGACCACUCGGAGAACAACUGCGCCUCCUUCUACCAUGGUGCCUGGUGGUACCGCAACUGCCACACCUCUAACCUUAACGGCCAAUACCUGCGUGGUCAGCACACCUCCUAUGCCGACGGCAUCGAGUGGUCCUCCUGGACUGGCUGGCAAUAUUCACUCAAGUUCUCUGAGAUGAAGAUACGGCCAACCCGUGAUCCUGAGAAUAAAUGAAACUGACAAAAGAGAAAGAAAGAAAAAAAAAACAAAAAGAAGAAAUUUUUGAAACAUUACAAACCAGACAGCUAGGCAGAAUUACUUGUCUUGAUAUUGUUUAUUCACUAAAACAUACCUCUUUGAGUUUAGUUGACUCUGCUGUUUGCCUCCUGAUGUCUCUCUUCCUUCUUGCUCCUCUUCCUCUCAUCACUCAGCUACUAGUCAUGCUGGCUGCCAUAAUCCUUCCCCUGGUUCCUUUCUUUAAACAAUAAUGUAUUCGUGAUGCCCUUAUUUUUGAUCACUCAGUUCACACAAAACAGCACACCAGCGCCCUGAGCCCACAGUCCACUGCGCUAGCUUUACUCAGUCUGACAUGGUGGUCCAAGCAUCCCCUGCAGAAUCACACAUCAGUGAUUUCCUCCUGUCAUGUAACUCUGACCUCCCAUCUGUGCUGACAUGGCACUUAGACCGGAGUUCAGUUUCACUGCCCGUCGCUAUGUUAUCUGUGAAUGGAGAGGAUUGCUCCGAAAAAUGACAAACCCCUUCACAAAAUAUGAACAGGAGAUACCCCCCCACCCCCCUGCAAGGGAAGUCUAGCAUUUCACCAGUGAGAUGGGAAAGUGGGGUUGUGCACUGCUGUAUGUCACAUUUACAUCCUUGUGAGUAAGAACCAGCAGGAUAGUGUCAAGAAGUGCAGGGUCUCAGAUAAUGAGCGGGGGAGACUGAGAGAGAGAGAGAGAGAAAGAGAGAGUACGAGGUAACAAUUUGACAAGUUAAAUUAGUCGAAAUGAAAAGGGGUUUGAAAGAGUGAAUCAAAGAGGAGAAGUGGAAGAAGAAGAGGAGGUGCAGAUGAGAAAGAGAAAUGAGGAAAAAGAAUGCAACAACGGAGGAUCUCAUUCAUCUGACUUGGGCCAUUAGGGAGCAUAUUGGGCACUUUGUCUGAUCUGCCUGCCAGCUGACUACUGGCCAACUGAUGCAGCACUCACAGAUGGUAACCCAGCACUUUUUUUUGUAUGUGUGUGAGUGAGCGCGUGCGUGUGUGUGUGUGCGCAUGUGUGUGUGUGUGUGCGCAUGUGUGUGUGUGUGUGCAUGCACGUGUGUGUGUGUGUGUGUGUGUGUGUGUGAGAGAGAGUUUACGACGGAGAAAGACAGACAGACACAGCUCUCUAAUACAAUCAAUUUCCUGUCAUGAGUUCAGCAGAGCAUCUCGAUUGACUACAGUGUUUAGCACAGACUGACUAGAGGUGAUGCAUGGCUAGCAUACCUUCACUCUCUCCAUUGAAGUAAUUAACACGAAAUAACAAAGCCUCUAAUGUAUGUACAUGUCAUAAGAAGGAAAACUGAUAACAAUCUGAGGGGGGGCCACAGAAUGAGUGGCAAAUCAAGACUGUCUCAUGUUCUUAUUUUCUUGGACCUGUUGAGAAAAUGAUGCAUUUUUUUUCUUUGCCAACAACACCCCUCCCCCCAUUCCCACCUGUAUGGUUUGUGCUCUGUUUUGUGAAUUUUAUUUUUUUUUUCCUUUCCAGCUGAUUGUUGUGGGAUGUGUUUGUGUGACACAGUUUCACUUGUCAUGCAAACAGGGAGUAAGUUGCUGUAAAAUAAGAUUUGACGCGCUCAAACACUGUCGUUUUUCUUUUCAGUAGGAAUUCUACAAUGUGUUAUGGCAGAAACAAAAUUGCCUAAAGCAAACAAAAAAAGAUUGAAAGAAAAAGAAAAAAUAUUAUGAAUAAAAAAAAAAACCGUGGGCGGAAAAUAGUGCAAUUCCAAUUUUUCUGUUUCUUUCUCUCUCUUUUUUUUUUUUUAAAUCGGUGAAUCAACUUUUUUGCAGUUUCACCGAGUUUCUUUGGAUGUACUAAAAGCUUUAAAAAUAUCUGUAGAUUUUAUUGUACAGUGUGUAUGACUUUUAGAGCAUGUGAAUCUGUUUUCUUACUAUGCUAAAACACAAAGAGAACUGAAGCACAUGGACUUGACUAAAUCCACUGGUGAAAAAAAAACAAAAAAACAAGUGAAAUGAGAUGUAUUUACAGAACUUUUAUCCCCUUCCUCUACCUGAGCGACAGGUGGGAGCAGCCCGCGCUGCUCUGAAGGUCGAAUGUGAAUGAAAAGGAGGAAUGUUGAUUAUCCCUGGAGCACACGCCCGUUCAAACCUGCAGCACAAAUAUACAAGGGCACAAUAUGAGAGAGAUCUGGAUUCUCUUGGCACAUUUGCUGGACAUAAUGCGAUCUUCUCCUGAAGUCCUGAGUGGCACUGGGAGACGGUUUUGAAUGUGUGCUGAAGGGCAGCGCCCCAGCUGACCGUGAGUUAACGUGUAGCCCAGCAAUGUUGCACUCAAUACCUCGGACACUAGAACAGCUGUGAGGUUUUUCUGUCAUCACCGACGCUUGGAUGGAGGGAUCUCCCACUGCUGCGUGUUUUCCGCAGAACCUCGGCUGUGGACGUUCAGCUGAACGCCAUGUCCAGGUGGACCAUAGUGCUACCCCUGUUCAACAUGAAAGCACAGACACAUGUUACAAAUACUUGCUGAUGUUAUUAUGGCACAGAGUAUGAGGUAUGAUAAUGUCAGAAAAUAUGGAAAAUUUUAAGUUGGAUAUGUAUGAAGCCACUUAAGGAGAAGGAACUGGACUGUGUGAGAACGUAUGCAAGUGUGUGUGUGUGUGUGUGUGUGUGUGUGUGUGUGUGUGUGUGUGUGUGUGUGUGAGAGAGAGAGUGAGUGUGCACAUGUGUGCGUCUACAGUGUCUCUGUGUGUAUACAUAUAUGCACAUGCUUUGGUUUGUACAUGCCGAUGUGCAUGAGCCAGAUGAGAGUGGGAGGCUGAGUGUGUCUCUCUGUGGAAUUUUAAAGUCAUGUGAUGCUUAUGUACAACUUGCCUCCCCUGCUAUUUGUGUUGAUAACAGAGAGAUUUACAUAAUUAUAAUGAACUAUUACUUAUUGUGAUUGUGAACCCCAUUAGAGUGGACACCAACUUCUGGUACUGUGUUGAACUGCGCUCGUACUCUAAAUCCCCCCUCCCCGAAGAACCCACUCCCAAAAUCUUUAUUCACCUCAACACAACAUUGUGCUCAUUGUAUAUGUUAAUGCUAUGUUGCCCUUUGUUAUUUAAAUGUAGAGACGAGUAUUAUUUGCCAUACCCUUUGUGUGUGUUUGUUGAGUGAAUGCCUUUAUACUCACGCUCUCUGCUGCAGCUUUGCUAAGUCUCCAACGGAAGAGAUGAUAAAAGAGUGAAAUCAGAGGCUCUAAUCAUUCGCUCAUUACAGUGCAUCAGCACCCUCCUGAUCGAUCCCCCCGGUCCCCAAACCUUCUAUCUUUCUUACUGUGUACCUCCUUAAUUGCCUUAGCCUCUGCUGCCAAUUCCCCCUCACUCCACACCUCCUAAAUUCUCCUCUCUCCUCCCCACACAGCUCCACACUCCCAGCCUCUUUAUUGCUCUGCUUUUUUGCCCCCCUCCCCCCAAUUCCUUCAGUCCCAGCGCAGAACUAACUCUGUUUUCUUUCUUUUCUUUUCUUUUUUGGUGAAGUACUAUAGAUUGUUUUCGCUGAAUCUUGAUAAUGUGUUUUAAUGUUCUUGUCAACAUUUAAUAAACAUUCACAUUUUAUAAAUGGGGAAUACCCUGAA